UUUAGUUCCCUUCUCAGCAGCUCCUAACAUCACUGUCAAAGGAAGCUUUAUUGUACCUACAGUCCCAGAAACAACUCACACUUUAUUUCAGUUUUAGAUUUUCAUAACUGGAAGAAGAAUCUGGAAGUUUGUUAUCUAGAGAGUGAGCACUGUUCGUGUCUGCAACAGGAAGGCAGCUGUGUGCAUAUCAGGUUUUCCUGACAGGUUGUUCUAUAGCAACAUCAUGCGGCACUUGAAACUUUACUGAUUAGCAGCUUAGGCAAUGAUUGGGCCACUGGCUGGGUUUUUCAUAACCCAGGGAGCUUGUCAAGAAAAUGGGACUGACCCUGAGAGGGAAAAGAGGUGGACUGAGCUGUUUGAGCAGCUGGACACUAACAAGGAUGGACGAGUGGACAUUCAUGAACUGCAAGAAGGACUCAGGGCACUGGGGAUGACCCAUCAUGAUGCUGGACAGAGAAUACUACAGGCAGGAGACAGAGAUAAUGACGGCCUGUUGGACUUCGAGGAGUUCACUCACUACCUGCAGGAACGUGAAAAGAAGCUGCAUUUGAUGUUUAAAAGUCUGGACAGAAACAAUGAUGGUCAGAUUGAUGCGUCAGAAAUUCAGCAUUCCCUCCAGUCUCUAGGCAUUGAUGUGUCCUUGCAACAGGCUGAGAAGAUCCUGUUAAGUAUGGACAGAGACGGCACAUUGACAAUUGACUGGAUGGAGUGGAGAGACCAUUUCUUACUGAACCCCUUGGCUGAUAUGGAGGAGAUUCUGUACUACUGGAAACACUCCACAGUCUUGGACAUUGGGGAGAGUUUGACAGUCCCAGAUGAAUUCUCACAGAAGGAAAUUCGAACAGGGAUGUGGUGGAAGCAGCUGAUUGCGGGUGGAAUGGCGGGGGCAGUGUCACGUACAGGUACUGCUCCUCUGGACCGCCUCAAAGUCUUUAUGCAGGUCCAUGCAUCUAAGUCCAACAGCCUGGGCUUCAUCAGUGGGUUAAGAACCAUGAUCCAUGAAGGGGGCAUCCGGUCCCUUUGGCGUGGCAAUGGGAUCAAUGUUCUGAAGAUUGCCCCUGAGUCGGCCAUCAAAUUCAUGGCUUAUGAGCAAAUCAAAAAAGUCAUUCGUGGGAAACAGGAAACCCUGAGGGUGCAGGAACGAUUUAUUGCGGGGUCUCUAGCAGGUGCCACCGCGCAGACUGUCAUCUACCCCAUGGAGGUUUUAAAGACCCGAAUGACCCUACGUAAGACUGGUCAGUAUUCCAAUGUAGCAGACUGUGCCAAGAAGGUUUUCCUGAAGGAGGGAGUACAAGCCUUUUACAAAGGAUACAUUCCUAACCUAUUAGGAAUUAUUCCCUAUGCUGGGAUUGACUUGGCUGUAUAUGAGACGCUGAAGAACACUUGGUUACAGAAGUAUAGCACCAACUCAGCUGACCCCGGGGUACUGGUACUCCUCGCCUGUGGAACCAUCUCCAGCACCUGUGGACAGCUUGCCAGUUACCCAUUGGCUCUAGUUCGAACCCGAAUGCAAGCCCAAGCUUCCACUGCAGGGAUGCCUCAGAAAACCAUGACAGGACAGUUCAAAUACAUCCUCUCAAAUGAGGGCAUUCUUGGACUUUAUCGUGGAAUUGCCCCAAAUUUCAUGAAGGUCAUUCCUGCAGUCAGCAUCAGCUAUGUUGUGUAUGAAAACAUGAAACUGCUUCUGGGAGUUACAUCCAAGUGAGGCUCUUCAAUGACAUACUGAAUAGUAGCACACCAGCCUUUUUACCCACUGUCAGUGAUUUUACAGUAAUCCAGAUAUAGUACCUGUCUGUGGUCCUGGGUAAAAGUACAGCCAUCUAAAUGGUAUGCCCCGAAAAUGAUCUUAUCUCCUUAUAAACCAUAGUAAGUCAAAGGGCAAGACCGACUUAGUGAAUACAGUGACUCAUCUGCCUGCCUAGUAGCAUCAUACUUUAGCCUCAGACUUGGCUGAAGAAGGAAUCAAACCUGGAUCUUCUUUUCGGCUGCUAGUUUAUUUAAGUGGGAACAUUCUCCUUCAGCCAUGUUUCUUUUAUAAACUAAUGGCAGUAGUUAACUGCUUCGGAGGCCACAUAUGGAUGUCACUAAUGUGGAUGUACCUAACAUUGGCAGUGAAGGAACCAGUGACUCCUACUUAGAAACCUUACAAAAUGGAUGAUGAUUACAUUGCAUUGGAGGGCACCAGAUGAGAGCAGAAAUGAAGUUACAGACAGCUAAGUGUUACAUUCCUAGCAGGUGUUUUGGGCUCUAUACAGUUCUUUUACAUACCACGGCUGUUGCUACAUGACCAUUGUAUCUAGAAGCCCAUUUGGAGGAGUCACGAACAGCCAUAACAGCAUGGCACUCCUGUCUUGAAGGUAUUCUCCCCAUGUGGGUAAAAGGGCUAAGACUGCAAGGCACUGCCACUUUAUGAUAAAUCUGGACUCACGUAGUGAAGAUCACAAGGCAAAGUAGAGUUCGUGUGACAGACUGAGUCUUCCUCACUACCUAACUAGAACGUUUCGGCUUUGCUUCUCCCUCUGGUACUGUGCUGACCACCACGAUAUCAUGUGACCCAGAGCUAUGAACGGUGGCCUAGGAGGUCAUACAGUGCCAUCUGUGCCUGUGAAGACCUCACUUAUCCCUGUGACAAGGCCUGCAAACAUGAUUUAAGAAAUGCACUCUUACUAUGUAAUAAAAAUAAUGUGAUUGUUUCUCUGUUUACAAUUUUCAUCUGUCAGACAAGAACAAACUGAAGGUUUGCUACAAAGAUGACAUGCUGUUUCACAUAGAAGUACACAUUCUGCUGAUGUGAGAAUCACAGUGUUGGAAUCUGCAUGCUUGCUGUGUUAACUCCAGCAUGUGAAGGUGUAAUAAUUUUUUGGCAACAAGCUCUUCUGCUGUCUGUUUUGAACAAAUCGUCAUUUGUAGUCAGAACCACUAAAAGUAUCAUGUACAAUGAUUAUAUGCAUGUGCACAUGCAGGCAUACACUCGCAUUAAAACAGAGUGACAACUUA
Molecule: messenger RNA, 2997 nt
Organism: Protopterus annectens (West African lungfish)
Lineage: Eukaryota; Metazoa; Chordata; Ceratodontiformes; Protopteridae
Gene: SLC25A23
Product: solute carrier family 25 member 23
Exons: 10
Coding region: 263-1705 (480 amino acids)
Biological process (GO): transmembrane transport
Cellular component (GO): mitochondrial inner membrane
Molecular function (GO): calcium ion binding; ATP transmembrane transporter activity
Source: RefSeq, a predicted model, not a curated record